ACUAGACUUUUUUCUCGCUUCACUUCGAUACUUCACGAAUAUUUCUACAAAACUCGAAGUUGCGAGAACUCGGCCUCAAGUUGAUUUUUAUAACUUCCCCACGUCCGGCCUACCAGUAUCUGUGCUUCGGGGAUCUGUAUUUAGAUUCACCCGGGCGUGCGCUCGAUGCUCCUAUUGUUUUGUCACUACACUACCGCGCUCGGUCAGCCAACGUCAAGUCUCGGUUACUUGCGCAAUCCAAGUACAUAACUUUACAGCUCCAUAUCAACCAAAAAUCUGGAAGAAACGCUUUUACCAGCUUUACUCACGACUUGGUGCUCUUAGAUUUGUCAAAGACGUACAACAAUGGUCCUGGCUGACUCAAAGAAUAGAAUGUCGUUGGAUGUCAUCGGCCAACUCCAAGAGGUGGUUGAGGCCCAGCCUUGGAACUAUUCUCUGUGGUCCAAGUUGAUCGAUCAAGUUGUGGCGAAAGAUAAGGAGGAGCAAGUUCGUGCCACCUUCGAUAAAUAUUUGUCUAUAUUCAAAUUUGACGCCAAGCAAUGGUCAAACUACAUCAACUUCGAGCUAAACAGAGGCGAUUUUUCCAAAGUGGAAAAGCUAUUUGCUCGCUGUCUCCCAAUCACAACGGAUGUCGACAUCUGUCGGACUUACGUGCUGUAUGUGCGUCGAGUGAACGAUGUCAUCACUGGCGGCGAAAAGGCCAGAAGCACCGUUGUUCUGUCUUUUGACUUUGCUGUCAACAAAGUGGGUGUUGAUCUCGAAAGUUAUGAUUUAUGGAAGGAUUAUUUGGAAUUCUUCAAAAGCUGGACACCGAGCUCCAGUUGGGAACAGCAGCAGAAGAAUGACUUGAUACGAAAACUAUAUAGAAGAUGUCUCGUGAUUCCGACAUCAAAAAUUGAGACCAUAUGGUCCGAAUACACCAAGUGGGAAAAUGACGUAUCGACACCUAAUUCUGCUAGUAAGUUCAUUGCUGAUCUUUCGACUUCGUACAUGGAAGCAAGAUCUUGGAACACUGAGUGGCACAAUGUUACAAAGAACUCUCUCCGCAGAAAGCUUAUCCCCAGCUCGCCCACGACUGAUACUGCCAACAUUAUUGAGGACCAAAUUAGCUUGUGGUACCUGUGGAUUGAUUUGGAGAAGAAAAAUAGCUUGAAAUUGCAGCCGGAAAAUCUACAAACCAGAAUAGAAUACGUAUUCAAACGCGCCACUUCCUUGCUUCCUUUUGUUCCCGAGUUAUGGUUUCGAAACGUUCAAUUCCUUUUACAACUGAAUGAGGAUGCAAAUCGUGACACUUGCAUAGAGCUACUAAAUGACUCUUUGAUUCUUAACCCGGAGAGUUAUUUAUUGACAUUUCAACUAGCUGAGCUCCUUGAGAGAGAAAAUGCCUUUAGCAAGGCCCAGCAGCUGUAUGAAAACUUGAUCAAAAGACUCUCGGACAAACAUGCUUUAGUCCAGGAAGAAAUUGACAAUAUUAAAAGAAAAUCAUCGACUAAAAAAGGUUCUAAACCGGCUGCCAAGGAAUUUUCUGAGGCUAAACCUGCCAGUGAUGAUGAAGAAGAAGAAGAAUACCAGCCCGUUAUUCAGUACAAGGAGGCCGAUGCGCUCGCCAUACUUAAAUUGGAGGACAAGUUACAAGAAUUGAGCAAUUCGGUGACUCUAGUUUAUGUAAAAUUAAUGGGCUUGUGUAAGAGAUCGCAGGGAAUCAAAGAGGUGCGGUCGGUGUUCAAACAACGUAAAAACUUUAAAUCCAUGGGAUAUGAGCUUUAUGUUGAAAACGCACUUAUUGAGUUCUACUCGGACAAUAAAAAGACGGCAGACAAAAUCUUUGACUUGGCAAUGAAAAGUUUUGGUCAAAACGGUGCUUUCUUAUACCGCUACUUGGAUUAUUUGAUCCUCACAAAUGGUAUAGAAAGCUUGAAGGUAUUUUUCGAAGUUGCAGUGACAAAUCUUCUCAAAAAAAUUGAAAACGAUAAAGAGGCUUUACAGGUGGCGACUAUCAACAUAUUGGAUCAAAGAAACAAACUGCAGACCCUCAAAGAAAAUGAGCAUUUCAUGAAAAAGAUCAUCAGGAGAUAUAUCGACUUUGCGGCCAGGUUUUUGGAGUUGAACACUGUCCUAAACCUCGAAAAGCGCUUCAUUCAGUAUUUCCCCGAAAGCGAUCAAAUGGCUUUAUUUGCCGAUAGAUACAAGAUGGAACAGCUUGACGUCGUUGCCAGAUAUGAUUUGGGCGAUAAAAAUGCAUUCACCUCCAACACGGGAAAUGAUGAGGAGGGUGACACGGAGGAAAUGCAACCAAACAAACGCAGAAAGACAAAAUCUCGGGACAACUAUUCGCCAGAGUCUGCGGGAUCUGGCAAGGCUUCCACACAUAUAAAUAGACUGCUGGCAUCUUCACAGCGCAAUGGGCAAGCGCCACAUCUGCAUGGAUUCGUCGGAAAUCAAAUUUAUGGCUUGCUUCAACACUUGCCUAAUGCUGGGUACUUUGGGCCACCCCCGGAACAUGUGUUUGAUAGUGGAAAGCUCGUUCAAUUAUUUGCAAAUGUUGAGCUUCCUGGCGAGGAAUAAGAGUUGGAAGUCUAGAAUACUUCUAGAUGAUAUGGAGUCGUCAGUGUUUAUAUUUACAAUUGAUACGUCUUUAUAGUACGCUAAACCGACAAGCCCUGAUACACAAUACUUGUAUUAAAAACUGCGAGUGUCCUCUGCAAAAAAGUUGAAUGUCUCUUCAAACGAUGGUUUGAAUGCCCAGUUGUUAUACACAUCGUGAAUCUUGAUGACAUCUU
Metschnikowia bicuspidata var. bicuspidata NRRL YB-4993 is the source of this 2780-nucleotide messenger RNA. Its product is annotated as cleavage polyadenylation factor subunit. Lineage: Eukaryota; Fungi; Ascomycota; Pichiomycetes; Serinales; Metschnikowiaceae. The record is from RefSeq and is a predicted model, not a curated record. Gene Ontology annotation, biological process: mRNA 3'-end processing. Bases 346 to 2565 code for a protein of 739 amino acids. Gene Ontology annotation, molecular function: protein binding; mRNA binding. Gene Ontology annotation, cellular component: nucleus. The transcript is spliced from 2 exons.